This is a messenger RNA of Saprolegnia parasitica CBS 223.65, 1482 nucleotides long. RefSeq lists its product as hypothetical. Bases 13 to 1482 code for a protein of 489 amino acids. The record is from RefSeq and is a predicted model, not a curated record. Lineage: Eukaryota; Oomycota; Saprolegniomycetes; Saprolegniales; Saprolegniaceae. The transcript has 6 exons.
GUUCAGAGUGCGAUGCGAGGGACAAGCAGCGAUCUUCGUCCGCCACCUCGCCUUGUGUCGUACGAACCGCCAAAACGCCGCGUGUUGCGCCACACAAAGACGUCUGUCUCGCCGUUCCAAGUCGAGUCGAUCGCGGAGCAUCGUAGCCUCAUGUAUGCCUCGAGCGCGUCGUACCAGCCAUCGCUGAACCCCGGGCUUCAGUACCUCAAAUCCAUCUUGCAUAAAGACGCCUCGAUUGCUGGCAGCGACGUUGUCCGCAACCACUUUCGGUCGCUGGAGGAGCGCGACGACGCAGAGACGCGUGAACAGUCACGGCAGCGAGAGGCCGCCGCGCGCCAAGCGAUGAUGGCCGUGGAUGCCGAGAGCGCCGCGUUUCAUGCAUUUGAAACCAAGCGGCUCGCGGACGUGCUCGCUGCCUAUUUGACGGCGCAGAACGAGGCGUAUUUGCAUCACGUGCAGGCCCGGCGCGAGCACCUCUACCGCGAUUCUCAGGCGUGGCACGACCGGUCCCGCGUCUGCGACUGGACGUGUGAUCACUGCGGCGCGCACAACGUACGUCUCGUGUAUCGCUGUGAACGCUGCAACGAAGGGCACCGUGAAAUGCAAGAGGCCUCGCUCGGGCUAUGGGAGCUCGACCGCGCGGGGGCUACGGAUGCGUUUGGUGCUGGUCAGUACCGCAUUGAUCGCGUCCAAAGCAGCAGUCUUGGCCGCGAUCCAUUCCAACUGGUUGUGUUUGAAGUGCCGCCCCGCAAGUGGUGGCAAGUGCCCGUGCUUCGGCGGUCGCCAAAAGAUCGCACCGGGCUUCGUAUUGUGGUAGGGCAAGCAGAAGUGAUUGGGACGGUCGACGCCACCGGCCUCGUGAUUGAGUGGAACGACGGCAUGCGCUGGCGCCGAAGGCGAAGACUUAUGUGGCACCGCGAGGUUGCCUCGGUCGUCACACCGCGUGCGAUCGCCAAACAGCUCGAGCGCAUCGAUGGACUCGCACCACUGGACGCGGUGCUGCUAGCGAUGCGACAGAACAAGAGCGCCGAAGUGCAAACGACGGGGUCCUUGGCGAUCUGCAAAGCAAUUCUCUCGGAGUCCGAGAUCUUUUAUCGCGUUUCGAUUGCGCUCUCGAUCCAUCGGUCUGUGGUCACAGCCGUCUACGCUGCGACGAGUGUUCUCGUGACGUAUCUCGAGUCGUCGGACGAGGCGAUGAUUCCACGCGAUCUAUUGCGCUGCAUCCCGCUUCUGAUCUGCGUUGCGUGCGGCCACACUGCCAAAUCGGUCGUGCGCCGAACGAUCGAGGUGCUCGUUAUUGUGGUCGAGCGAGGACAUGGUGGCUUUGUGCAUGCCUGCACGCGCCACGUCGCAAGCUACCGCGGACAUGCUUCUCCACUGUCCAUCGAGCUGCGCAUCUACCUCGAUUCGAUGCAGACGCACGCGCUACCGGACGCCUCGCUCGUGGACGCGCUCGGCUGUGUUGCGCUGGGUCCGUUGUGA